GCUAGUGGAGUGGUGGCGGCGGUUAAUGCAUGGAUUCCCUCCGGUCCUCGCGCUUGGUUGUACUGUGACACUAAAACUGCCCGUGACACAUGGGAAGCUGGUCCUCGCCCCAACUCCACGCUCAUCAAGAGAAGUUCAGGGCUGAGGAACUACUGGAGAGAGUGGCAUCGGCCAGCGGAGCCGGCUUGCCGGGGUCCAAGCCCUUAGCCCGAUGGGUGGGCAGCGGUCAGAACCCCCUGAAGGAAGCGGUGCCCACGCCGGGCUGCGUGCAGAUCUGAGAGGAGGAGCCGGGACCCAGAGUCCUGCCCGAGGGUCUCGGCGAGGGCGGAGCUGGCCCCGCCUCCAGAGGCCGGGGUUUAAAAGGAGGGGAGGCUGCACUGCCAGCUCGGGCAGCCCGGCAGCGCCUGCAGACUGAGCCAAACAUAGCAGAGCCCAGCGAGCCGCGGUCGGGCACAGCAUGGCCCGGCGGGCGGGGGGCGCGCGACUACUUGGCAGCCUCCUGCUCUUCGCCCUGCUGGCUGCGGGCACCGCCCCGCUCAGCUGGGAUCUCCCGGAGCCCCGCAGCCAAGCCGGCAAGAUCCGAGUGCACCCGCGGGGCAACCUCUGGGCCACCGGUCACUUCAUGGGCAAGAAGAGUCUGGAGCACCCCAGCCCAUCUCCCCUGGGAACGGCUCUUGACCCCUCCCUGAGGGACCAGAGACUGCAACUGAGUCAUGACCUACUCAAGAUCCUCAUGCUGAGCCUCAGUGGCCCAGCACCCCAGACCCAGUACAGGAGGCUGCUGGUGCAAAUACUGCAGAAAUGAUGCCAACAAUGGGGCAGACAGGACAACACGGCGUAGAUU
Molecule: messenger RNA, 844 nt
Organism: Tupaia belangeri chinensis (Chinese tree shrew)
Lineage: Eukaryota; Metazoa; Chordata; Mammalia; Scandentia; Tupaiidae
Gene: NMB
Product: neuromedin B
Biological process (GO): neuropeptide signaling pathway; positive regulation of hormone secretion
Cellular component (GO): neuron projection
Molecular function (GO): neuropeptide hormone activity; neuromedin B receptor binding
Source: RefSeq, a predicted model, not a curated record